Molecule: messenger RNA, 1521 nt
Organism: Gamsiella multidivaricata
Lineage: Eukaryota; Fungi; Mortierellomycota; Mortierellomycetes; Mortierellales; Mortierellaceae
Exons: 2
Coding region: 60-1385 (441 amino acids)
Molecular function (GO): zinc ion binding; nucleic acid binding
Source: RefSeq, a predicted model, not a curated record
CUAUAUAAAUCCAUCACCUCUGAAACUUAAUCUAGAGCUGAUUAAUAAAUAUCGUGUAGAUGUGUGUUUGGAGACACAUCUCUUUCUCACUGACUUCAAAAACCACCAUAUAUUUCAUUUUUUUCAGUGAAGAUACUAUCUACACACACACACACACACACACACACAAUUCCCAAAACAACAACAUGAACACCGACGGUAUCAACAACCUCUCCCUCGAUGACCAGCAGAUGGAUGUCGAUAAUGAGAGUCAGCCAUCGGGCAAUGCUCCUGAGGCGACACCGACGGACCAAGAAAUCCUGGCUCAGAUGAACGAGCGCCGCCGGUCGCUGAAAGAAAAGAAAGCUGACCUUAGCCGCGCUCUUGCCCUCGCACCUGAUGACAGCGGUGUGGCAGAAAAAGAGCAAGCCCUUGAAGGGGUUAUCCACGAGCUAACGGUGCUUGAAAAGCGAAUUCGCUUAUUCAUUGAGUCCAUGGAAGACAGGGCUUCGCUGAACGAUGCGAUGGGUCCCAAGACCAAAAGACAAGGUAAUGACCUUCCGCCCCUUUCAGAGAAUAAAAAAUUCGAAGAAUCGUUGAAAGUGACGAAGGAUAUGCCGCGUUUUAAAAACGACAGCGAUCCUAGGGCGUUCUUGGACCAGGUGAAGCACAUUGUCUGCGCCUAUGUGGGAGAUGACAUGUUUGAAGAUCAAUGUAGCCGCUACUUGUCGUAUCUCACUGUGAGCUCCUUCCACAGUCAAGCCCUCAAAGAAGAGUUUGCAAAAAGACCAAAGACGAAGCUGACCUGGGAUGAGUGCGAAGCGAUCUUUCUUAAGAUUGCAUUGACCGAGCAAGAGCGCAUCGAACAGAUAAAACAACUGUUGGCGACUGGGCGAGAGAGCAGAGAGACUUACCGCCAGUUUGCCAUGCGUAUUGCUCGAGACAUUCGCAUCUAUGGUGUCAAGGAUGACAAUGAAAUGGUUCUCACAUUAUUGAGUGCCACCGUAUCUCCUGAUACUCUCAACAACAUGGUCACUCGCCUUCAUGUCAGGAAGGGAGCCGCAGUUGACUUUACCUCUAUCAACGACUUCACAAGCGUUCUUAGUGGUUUGGUCGGCCCGCAAGCGCAUAUCAAUAGAGACGCUAACGGUGCUUCUGCUGGUAUCUCGACAGGUGCUUCGCGCAACAGGCGCAGCAGGGGAUCGAAUCGAUUCUCCCCAAUGAACAAGAAGCCCGAACCGAAAGAGGCAUUCCGUGGCCCCAACAAUCGAGCAGGUCAGCUGCUUGACUGCAAGCUCUGUGGCAUGAACCCCACCCAUGAGACUGUAGGCCGCAAGCAGUGCUCCAAAUGUGGUCGACGCGGCCACAGCGAUGCCGAAUGCCGCGGAGACAGGCACAUGCCUUGAUUGUCCGGUCCCUACAAGCCUAACCAAGGGCGCAAGUGAAGGAGACAGUGAACUAGGAGCAAGUAAAAUACACAAUAAAAUUGACGCGCAACAUAUCUCAACCGUUAUGGAUAAUGGACACAAUGCCAAUUCAGGC